This is a messenger RNA of Cuscuta campestris, 2118 nucleotides long. The record is from the annotation of a GenBank genome assembly. NCBI's taxonomy places the organism in Eukaryota, Viridiplantae, Streptophyta, Magnoliopsida, Solanales, Convolvulaceae.
CGACUUUAUUUUCAAUUCAAUUUAAUUGAUUAUAGGAGUAAAAUUUUAAAAUAAAAUUUAUAUAGUAAUAAACUACAUGAAAAGUUCUACAAAACUAGAGGUGACAAGACUAUAUUAUUUUACGAAAUAACUAGUAAAAAUGAGCAAACAAAGUGAAUAAAGUUUGACCCUAUGAAUAGUGUCUGGAAAGAUUUAUGGUGGACAAAGGUACUAGUUAGUAGUCAAAGUAUUAUACAAAAAAUAAUAAAAAAAAUUAAACAAAAAGGAAAAUUUGGGUGUGAUCGAGAGGAAUAGAGAAAUGAGAGAAUACUUCAUUUUCUACUCCCUACAUGACUUUUUUUCCCUAAAACGAAUGUCCUCUUUGUUUUGUCGGUCCAUUGAUAUACGGAGGGGGUAUGGAAGAAUCCAUUCCUACUCGGCAGCGAGCAGCUGCGUCAUCCUGCAUUUCUGGAUUCAAAAAUCAAAACCCAAAGCGCGUAUUUUGGAUUUGAAUGCAAGCAAACAUUCUCCGCAGUUUUCAUGUUCGCUCAAAGAUUGCUUCGGCACUGAGGAAUUCCUUUUCUUUUUAGUCUGGGAGCGUCUAUUUUUCUUUAAACCAUUUACUAGAUUUUGCGGUAAGUAUAUAUUUCUGUGGUGCGAGUGAGUAAGUGAGAAAUAGAGAAGGAAGAUAAAAUGGCGGCGGAUUGGAAGAGUAGGUGGAGAUCUCAGAGCAAGUCGAAGCUGCAUAUUUUGAAGUUGGGGGUGGGAGCUAUUGUGGCGGCUCUGGUUUUUAGGCUAAUCUUCUCUAGAUCCAUUGAUGUUCCUCAAGUGGCACAUACUGGGAUCAUAAUUCGUGAAAAUAGGAUUCCCGACCAAACUGUUGACACUAAAGACGAAAGGGAUGUAGGGCUGUGUGAUCUUUUUCAUGGAGAUUGGAUUCGAACACCAAGCGGUCCUGUUUAUACGAAUGAGUCGUGCCCCUUCAUUGAAGGCCAUCAAAACUGUUUGAGGAAUGGUAGGCCUGAUACGAAUUAUCUUUACUGGAGAUGGAAUCCACGUGGUUGUUCCCUCCCCCAAUUCAAUGCAGGGAGAUUUCUUGAGCUUAUGAGGAAUAAAACUUGGGGGUUAAUUGGUGAUUCAUUAUCCAGGAAUCAUGCCCAAUCAAUUCUUUGCAUACUCUCUAAGGUAGAACGGGCAGUGGAAGUAUACCACGAUGAGGAGUUCAAAUCCAGGAGAUGGUUCUUUCCCUCAUUCAACUUUUCUCUUUCAGCCAUUUGGUCCCCUUUCUUGGCAGAAGCUGCCAUAUUUGAAGACAUAAACGGAGUUUCUUCCUCUGAGAUAGAACUGCAUCUUGAUAGGCUUGAUAAGAAUUGGACUCAACAAUUUAAUGAAUUAGACUACGUAGUGUUUUCAAGUGGUCUAUGGUUUAUGAAACCCGCUGUGUAUAUCAAGAACGGCAUGUUAAUAGGGUGCCACUACUGUCCAAAAAGAGACUUGAAAGAGCUCGGUUUCGGGUUUGCCUAUGGAGAAAUUCUGAGAAAUGUUUUCAACCACGCUGUUUCAUCAAAGCAUAGAGGUAUGGUUUUCUUCCGGACAAGCACGCCAGAUCAUUUUGAGAACGGCCAGUGGUUUACAGGGGGGAGGUGUGAGAGAAAAGAACCAGUGCAUGAAGGUGAGUUUGAGUUGAGUGAAGUUAACAGAAUUCUUCGUAAUGUUGAGCUAGAGGAAUUCAAGAAUGUGUCAGCCAAAGCAACUGACAAUGGGGUGAAGCUUAUGCUCUUUGAUGUGAAUCCACUUUCGUUGUUGAGGCCCGACGGGCACCCGGGUCCAUACAGAUUCUUUCAACCAUUUGCGGAUGGGAAGAACAAGACAAACAUUAACGAGUGCUUGCACUGGUGCUUGCCAGGGCCUAUUGAUUCUUGGAAUGAUUUGCUAAUGGAAAUGGUUAUUCGCAGUGGCUGAUUACGGUUCGGUCUGGAGUGAUGCAACUUUUUACCAUACUGCCGGUGGUUUAUGUACACCAAGCAGCCAUACUAUACCACAAUAUUGUGCCUUACACAUUAUACCAAUUGUUUUCAGUGUGUAACCCUAUUUUUAUCUGUAAUCAACUAAAUUAAGUUAUAAACUUUGACAGGGUCA